AUGCAGCAAAUAAUUGCCUUUGGUGCUGCAAGAGACGCCUUCGAGACGCAAGACGCCUACGUGCUCGUAACGGAGCUCGUGCAGGGCGCCGAGCUGUACGACGACCUGGUGGAGCACGGCGUCUUCGGCGAGCAGCGCGCGAAGGCGCUCGUGCGCGAGCUGGCUGUGGCGCUGCAGUACCUGCACUCGAAGCACGUGACGGGCAUGCGCCUCAUCGACUUCGGACAGUCCUUCCGGCUGCACGACGCGCGCCGCAAGGUGGACGCCUGCACGACGGCGUACGCGUCGCCGGAGUUCAUCGAGCACCGCGAGUCCAGCUGCGCCAUGGACGUGUGGGCGCUGGGCGUCGUGCUGUACAUUGUGCUCUGCGGCCUGCACCCGUUCGACCCGACGGACGACGCCAGCGACGAGGAGCUGCAGCGGCGAAUCCUCAAGGGCGACUUCGACCGCGAGUCGGCCGGCUGGGCCUGCAUGUCGGACAGCGCGCGGGGCCUCGUGUGCCGCAUGCUCAACGUGGACCCGGAGCAGCGCAUCAGCGCCGCGCAGGUGCUCGAGCACGAGUGGCUCAACAGUGCGUGA
Molecule: messenger RNA, 579 nt
Organism: Phytophthora sojae
Lineage: Eukaryota; Oomycota; Peronosporomycetes; Peronosporales; Peronosporaceae
Exons: 2
Coding region: 1-579 (192 amino acids)
Biological process (GO): protein phosphorylation
Molecular function (GO): ATP binding; protein kinase activity
Source: RefSeq, a predicted model, not a curated record